Molecule: messenger RNA, 5604 nt
Organism: Fundulus heteroclitus (mummichog)
Lineage: Eukaryota; Metazoa; Chordata; Actinopteri; Cyprinodontiformes; Fundulidae
Gene: cacna2d4a
Product: calcium channel, voltage-dependent, alpha 2/delta subunit 4a
Exons: 43
Coding region: 786-4241 (1151 amino acids)
Cellular component (GO): voltage-gated calcium channel complex
Molecular function (GO): voltage-gated calcium channel activity
Source: RefSeq, a predicted model, not a curated record
CUAUCCAAUUCUUGUUUUUUUCUUUAUAUCUGUUGAGGUUGCUUGUAUCAUCAAAGAAGUGUUCAAAGCAUCAUUAAAAUCCCAAAAUAAAAAACACCAUUCAUGCCAGUUAUUACUAUUUGUUUAAACAUCUAUUCUUUGUAUUGUGUUUGUAUAAAUUGUUGUAUCAGUGUUUGUGCCAUUAGUGCUCCUAAUGGCUCUAUAGUGAGUUGGAACCCAAGUAAAAGUAUGCAACACAUUGCGAAAUAAUUAAAGGCCGGCUUUUGUCUUUUUUGUUUUUGUUUUGUCUGCCUCUCCCUUUUUGUUCUUUCCUUCCUGCUUCCUUUCACCAGUCUACAUCCAGUUUACCAUCAACAUGAGCAAUUACAGAUUGUUUAAUAGAAACGGCCACUGGAAAUCAGGCCCUGACUUUUUGCUUUCUUUUUCUUUUUUCCCUGAGAAGAGGAGGUUUCUGAUAGCUGGUUUAGCUGAUGGGGCUAAACGUAAAGGCUGACUAUUAGCUCCGGCCUAGACUAAUCAAUGACUUCUGUUGUGCAGUGUGUGAGUGUGUUUGUUUAGUCCAGAGAGGCAGGCUCACCACUUUUGUUGCUGUUAAACUCUCACACGGAGGGCUUUGGGUCUGAUGGGUUCCCAAUCCCAGCGUCACCCGUAGCUUUUUGGGCUGUUAGGUUCUAUUUGAAUUCGUCCUUGGAUUGUUCUGAAACAGCGGCGCAGCUCACAAUGAACACAAGUUGGAGCAACAGUUCAUCUCUGCAGUGAUAUAGCCUGCAGCAAUAGGUGGAACAAUGCAGAUUACAACAGCUGCAUGGAUGAGCCGUUGUAGCUUGGUAAACCCUGGGAAUGCCAUUAAAUCGUGCAGAAGUGGGCCACGCAGAAAGAGGCUGAUGAUGCUGAUGUGGAUUAUGCUCUCCGGCUCCCUGUGCCUGAUGGUUGACGGCCAGAUGAAGAUCCCACCAGAAACCGUGCAGCAGUGGGCUGUUACCUUCGGAAAAGAAAUCGCUGCUUUGUCCAACAAAUACUCUGGAGCUAAACUUUUACAGAAGAAAUACAAAGAUGUGGAGGGAGUGGUGAAGAUGGAGGAGGUGAACGGCGAAGAGCUGGUGAAGAAGUUUGCAGAGGAAAUGGAGGAGAUGCUCGGGAGGAAAAUGAAAUCAGUGAAGAGAUUAGCAGAAGCGGCAGAAGAUGCAGAUCUUGGCCACGAGUACAAUGAAACACUCGAGUUUGACUACUUUAACUCCUUGUUGAUCAACACUGUGGACGAAGAGGGGAAUCCAGUACCACUUGGUGGAGAAUUCCUCUUGGAGGAAAACGAACAUUUCAAUAAACUUCCAGUCAACACACAGCAGAGUAACAUACAAGUUCCAACCAAUGUUUACAAUCAAGACCCUGAUAUUGUGAAUGGGGUCUACAUGUCUGAGGCUCUGAAUGAUGUUUUUAUUGAUAAUUUCCAAAAGGAUCCAACUCUCACCUGGCAGUACUUUGGCAGCUCCACAGGCUUUUUCAGGCUCUACCCAGGAAUCCAGUGGAUUCCAGAUGAAAAUGGUGUGGUCACCUUUGACUGCAGAAACAGAAACUGGUACAUACAGGCAGCCACUUCUCCUAAAGACGUAAUAAUCGUGGUGGAUGUCAGUGGCAGCAUGAAGGGACUGAGACUGACAAUAGCCAAGCACACAAUUAAUACAAUCCUUGACACUCUGGGAGAAAACGACUUUGUGAACAUCAUAGCUUACAGUGACUAUGUUCGCUACGUGGAGCCCUGUUUCAAGGGCAUGCUGGUACAAGCUGAUCUGGAUAACAGAGAGCACUUCAAGCUUUUGGUGGAUGAGCUUCAAGUCAAAGGAGAGGGCAAAGUAAAAAAGGCAAUGAAGGAGUCUUUCAAGGUCCUUAAUGAGGCUGCUGCGCUGGGGCAGGGCAGUUUGUGCAACCAGGCCAUCAUGCUGAUAACAGACGGCGCCAUGGAGGAUUUCAAGGAUGUUUUUGAAGAGUUUAACUGGCCAGAGCGUCGGGUUCGAGUGUUCACUUAUCUCAUUGGGCGCGAGAUGACAUUUGCUGAAAAUGUUAAAUGGAUCGCCUGCAACAACAAAGGUUAUUACACACAUGUGUCCACUCUGGCUGAUGUUCAGGAAAAUGUAAUGGAGUACCUGCAUGUUCUCAGCCGACCAAUGGUUAUCAACCAUGACCAUGAUAUUAUCUGGACAGAGGCCUACAUGGACAGUGUGCUUCCCAAUAAAGAUGAGCUGUUUAACACUCAGGCACAGAGUUUGCUCCUGAUGACCUCAGUGGCCAUGCCUGUUUUCAGUAAGAAGGAAGAAACUCUGUCUCAUGGGAUUUUGCUGGGUGUGGUUGGAACAGAUGUGGCCUUGAGAGAAUUGAUGAAAUUAGCUCCAAGAUACAAGCUGGGUAUCCAUGGUUACGCCUUCCUCAUCACCAAUAAUGGUUACAUCCUGUCUCAUCCAGAACUACGACCUCUGUAUAAAGAGGGAAAGAAGCUGAAGCCUAAACCAAACUACAACAGUGUUGAUCUUUCAGAGGUGGAAUGGGAAGAUACUGAGGAAAAACUAAGGACAGCCAUGGUCAAAGGAGAAACUGGAACUUUGUCUUUAGAUGUGAGAUCUUCAGUGGAUAAAGGACGGAGAGUCAUCUUCUUGAAGAAUGAUUACUUUUACACUGUUAUAAAUGAGACACCAUUCAGUCUUGGUAUAGUCUUGAGUAGAGGGUAUGGAGAGUAUAUCUUUACAGGAAAUGUCUCAGUGGAUGAAGGUCUUCAUGACUUAAUCACUCCAGAUCUGACCCUGGCCGAUGAGUGGACCUAUUGUGAGAUAGAUAUCGACCCAGCGCACCGUAAACUGACCCAGCUGCAGGCUGUGAUAAAAUAUCUCAGUGGAAAGGAAAAAGAUCUGCGCUGUGAUAUAAAGUUGCUGCAACAGACUCUCUUUGAUGCUGUGGUUACAGCACCAAUGGAAGCAUACUGGACCGCUCUCAUGCUCAACUCAUCUGGUAUGGAUGACGGCAUUGAGACCGCUUUCUUGGGGACCCGGUCAGGCUUGCAGAGGUUCCUUAAGUACAGUGGUAUUGAAAAAAGAGUUGGCAAGUCUUUUCUGACCUCUACCGAUAAGGAGAAUAUGUUCACGCUGGACCAUUUCCCAGUGUGGUACCGCAGAGCAGCAGAGUAUCCAGCUGGACAGUUUUUGUACUACAUGCCCAGACAAGACACAAGAGAUAUAUUCAGGGACUAUGAGGCUGACUAUAGUGCCACCUACAGUUCAGAAGAGGUGGAACACCAUGUGGAGGAGCAGGCAGGAAGAAUUGUGAUUAGCUCCACUGCUGUGACAGUGACAGUGGGCAAGAAAACCACCAUCGCUGGAGCUGUUGGGGUUCAGAUGACACUGGAGCUGCUUGAAUCCAAGUUUAGAGCCAUUGCUGCACAGCCAAAUGACACAGAUUGCUCCUCCAUAGAAGGGGUUUGUCCUCUUCGCUGUGACAGUUUUGACAUUGAGUGCUACGUGAUUGACAAUAAUGGCUUUGUCCUAAUUUCUAAACAGCGCAGUGAUGCAGGAAGGUUCUUCGGUGAGACGGACGGGUCUGUGAUGACCUCGUUGAUUCAAAUGGGCAUGUUUAAGAGGGUGUCCUUGUUUGACUACCAGGCCAUGUGUAAGAUGAACCCUCACUCUGUCAGCAGCGCUCGUCCACUUCUCAGCUCAUUCUAUGCUCUGGCUUCAACCUUCAAGUGGUUCAUCUCUAACUUGCUACUGUUUCUACUGGAGUUCAAUUUCUGUAGCUUCUGGCACACAGAGCAUUUUGCUGAUGCAAAACCAUCCUUCAGCCGCUCCUACGCUCCGAAGAAAAAAUGGAACAUCUUGCAGCCAUGUGACACCGAGUACCCGAGCUUCAUUUACGAGCCGUCAGUCAAGGAGACCAACAGCAUUAUUAAGUGUGGACGGUGCCAGAAGAUGUUUGUAGUACAACAAGUACCAGAAAGCAACCUGCUGAUGUUGGUGGUACAAGGAGACUGUGACUGCUCCAGACAGUUCCCACCCAUCACCUUGGAGCCCAGGGAAGUCAAAUAUAACGCUUCAGUGAAGUGUGACAGGAUGAGGUCCCAGAAGAUCCGCAGACGCCCCGAGUCCUGCCACUCUUAUCACCCACAGGAGAACGCUAACGACUGUGGGGGGGCCUCUUUUCUACGUCUCUCAGGCCCUCUACUCUUCCUCUGCCUCUCCUGUGCUGCACUUGUUUCCUGAUGCCAGAAAACUUUGCUCUUUAUAAGUACACAACUUUAAAAGAACAAGACAGGUUUGCACACAAAUCACCUCAAGUGGACUUUUAAGGAAGCAGAUUCUACAUGUUUCGGCAGACUGCAAACCAAAUGAGCAGUUUAUAUGGAUUAUGAACACGUUUAACUGCUAAGAAGUAUAACCGCUAAAUGUAACCCUUUACUGCCUAAAUUUUACAGUCAUAUCAACAAAUAAAUGUUUCGCUGUCAAGCAGAGACCAAAUUAAGAAGUAGGAGAUGGUACAUUCGGGUUACAGCACUAAUGAUGGAUAUAAAUGUAGGUAUGAUGCAAAUAAGCGACACUAGGCUUACUUUGGCAUAAUAGUAUUUAAGCAAAAUUUUCCAUUGUCAUAUGUAGCUUAUUUAUUGCUGUUAAUUCUAAAGAUCAAGCUAUAUUUGAAAUAUGUAGCUAUGAAAUCCCAAUUGGAGAUCAUUUGCACUCUUAAUGGCAGAAAAGUAUUUCCAAAAUGAUUCUUGGUAUGUUUCAAGAGGUUGCAACUGUAAGGGGGAAAAAACAAACAAAAAAACAAAGGUAACAGACUGCUGUUUUCAUGAAUCUAACACAUGCUCAGCUGAACGUUGCAGAAAUAAGUACAUUUCUGCAUGUCACUGCUAGCAUGCACACUUCCUGUAAAAGAACACGUUAUUGUUAAUGUUUAAAGAAGAUAUUUGGCUUCUUCUUUGACUAUUAUUCACUGAGAAUAAAGAACUAUGAGCAGGCAAAUCUGUGUGCACAACACUUAAUAGAAAUCUGUGCAGAAGGCUAGAAUGGCUCAGUGCCUGGACAGCGGUAAAAAUGAGUUCUAUAAUAUAUAAUUAUACCUGAAAAGAACGUAUAUUUUACAAAGAUUUUUAAAAUAAAGUAUUUAAAAAAUGGACUCACCUGUUGAUAAAGAUUUCACCCUAAACAUGUAUUUCUAUUUACCUGUUUGUUUUCAUGAGCUGUGCCUUUCUGCCUUAUGUAAAUAUAAAAAAUACAUAUUAUGUGACUUUUCCCUGGGGUGUGUUAACCUUAACAAACAUGCAUAUACAUUUCAGAUAUAGAAAGUAAAACGAAAACUUUUCAUUUAAACCAUUACUCUUUGUAGAUUUUUGUGUGUUUUUCAUUUCAAAACCGUUUUGGUUGGGCUGACAAAUCAUUGUCCAUUUGAAACACGCUUUGUGUGGCUUUGCAUUACGGCAAUACGUUCUGUAAAGAGGUUAAACCAUCAUCUGUCUUGGUCUGUUUGUAAAGUCCUUUGAACAAUAAUUUUAAAUGAAAUUGUUAGCCACACUAACUGAAGCCAUGAUUUGUAUGCUAUUAACUAAAUUAAAUUGUUGUGGUUUUUGUA